AAUGAGUAUGCCUUAUCAACAGACAGGAAACCAAAUAGAUUAUUAAGAAAUCAAGUAAACUAAGGCUGAUUUAAAGGCAGAAGUGCACUUCAUAGGAUAAAUUGUGGGUGGUCUUGAUUUUCAAACUGAUGAUGGAUUAUUUUGUGAAUUGGCUAUAGAUUGUGGAGAUGGAUGGGACUUAUUGCAACCAGGAAACAAUAAAGGAAUUCAAACUCAAACAAGUUAUGCAAAUGUAAGAAAUAUCAAUUAUAUCGAUUUAUUAGCCAGGAUAGCUUUUCUCGUGGGGUCACCCAUUUGAUUUGCACUUCUCUGUAUCAAACAUAAGUGGAUGGCCGAAAGCUUUAUUAAAAGUAUGGAGAUUGGACUCAUCUAAUAAAAUAGAUGCUUGUAGUUAUGGUACUGCAUUAUUUCCAAGAAGUGCUGGUUAUCAUUAGAUUACAUGGUAUCAAUAGUAUUUAUUUAGUGAAACAUGGACUCCAACUGGAGAGAAUUUAGAUCUUGAAGUUAGAAAACCUAAUGAAGAUUUAGCAACUAAUACAGAUUAAUUCUCAAAAUUUGAUAGAUCCUUAGAUUGGAGAUUUUAGGCCUUGUCCUUUUACAUGGAAAAUCCACCUAGACUGACCACAUUGGCACCAUUAACAACUGACAAAGGGGAUUUCGCAAGAAGAAAGAUUUUGAAUAGCAUAUCAAACGGAAAAGUCAUAAUUGAAGUGGAGGUGGUAAUGAAGAACUUUAAAAGACUGAGCUUUUCAGGAUAAUGA
Molecule: messenger RNA, 761 nt
Organism: Paramecium octaurelia
Lineage: Eukaryota; Ciliophora; Oligohymenophorea; Peniculida; Parameciidae
Source: the annotation of a GenBank genome assembly